UUGCUGAAGAAUAAAGACAAAACAUCAAGCUUUUAAAGCCAUAAAGAUAGGAUAUCGUAGGACUAACGAUAGGAGAUCAGAUUAAAAAUACAAACACAAACGUUUUUACAACUUUUCAUAACGUUGUAUUUUCAUUGUAAUUAGGUAAUGUUGCAGCACAACAACAUUUUAAAAACAGCACCUUAAAUAAAAACAAAAGGACAUUUUGUAAAAUAACCAAAUUGGCACGUUUUCUUUGGGUAGGCUAGUAAAAAAAAGUUAAAAGUGAAAUAUUACGUCUGAGAUACAUUUAAACCAAUGUAUAGCAUGUGUGUAUGUGUGUGUGUGUUUACAAAUGAAUUCAUUUUAUGUCUGUUUAUUUUACAAUAAUAGUUGUAUACUUUUAUUCCCAUAAAAAAAUUCUUUAUUUUGAAAGUUAUCAAGACAACGUCUUCUGUGUCCCAAUUCGAAGGAUGCGACCUUCUGACGUAUUCUAACGUAUUGCGUCACAGCAGCGGGAUUGAAGGUCGGUCACAGCAGCGGGACAUAAGUUCAGCAAGGCCGUCUAUUUCCAAGGAUGUUUAAAACGAUAUCUCAAAAUGGGUGCUUUUUCUGCGCCGUUAAGGAUAGAACGAGUGUUUCUCUUUGCUGACUUUGGAGGCUGCCACCUUCACAGACCGAGUGCCUUCUGAUGUCGCGUCCUUAGAAGGUCGCAGCCGCUGAAUUGGGACAGGAAUAUUCAGCGUCGUUUCUAUGGUAACAGUAAACAACGUUAAACUGCAAGUUGUCUUUAGGACUCUUCGACUUUAUCUGCACAUUAGCCUAAUAUCUAUCAUGUCAGACGUUGGCUCUGAAGAGUUUGACGACGAGCAAGGGUCACUGGGGGAGUAUGAGGGAGAUAGAAAUGAAGCUGGAGAGAGACACGGACAAGGCAAAGCUGUCUUACCUAACGGAGACACUUACCAGGGAGAAUACGAAAACGGCAAGAGAUCUGGUCGGGGCACAUACAAGUUCAAGAAUGGGGCCAGAUAUACUGGAGAGUGGUAUUUAAAUUUAAAACAUGGACAAGGUUUAUUUUAUUACCCAGAUGGAUCCAAAUAUGAAGGAAGCUGGGUUGAUGAUCAGCGUCAGGGUCACGGUGUUUACACGUACCCUAAUGGAGACACAUAUGAUGGUGAAUGGCUACGUCAUCAUAGACAUGGGCAAGGUACUUACACAUAUCAUGACACAAGCUCUCAGUACACGGGCACAUGGAUCAUGGGUAAAAUGGAGUCAUCUGGAGAGCUUAUUCAUCUGAACCACAGAUAUCAGGGCAUCUUUGUUAAUAAUAAUCCAUCUGGUCCAGGAAAGUAUGUGUUUAACAUUGGGUGUGAGCAGCAUGGGGAAUAUCUUCAGAUAGAUCAGAUAAAAGAAGAUACAGAGGAAGAGGAGCCUGUCAUAACAACUACACUAACAUGGAAACCCAAGACAGUUACUGGGCUUUCUAACUGGACCAAUAUGACAGAUACCUCAGUUAUAGAUUGAACCUUUAAUGAAGAUUGUGUCUGUCUUUUGUAGAUCAAGCUCUUGUGGAAGAGUGAGCGAAAAGGACCCGAAUGAGAAAAAUAAGUGUGAUACAUAGAAAGAUGAUAAUAAUACAUGAACAUAUCAGUUAAUAAUACCUAAAAUAUUAAUCCCAUAUACACUCCCUGGUCUCCCCUGCAUACUGAAUAUGUAUGCAUUUCUUAGAGUUAAAUUAGAUUUACAUUUAUGCAUUUGGUAUAAGCCAAAGUGACUUGCAGUGCAUUCAAGGUAUUCACUUUAUCAGUAUGUGCGUUUCAGGGAAAUCAAACACAAAACAUUUUGCGUUAUUAAUGUGUAUACACUUUUUAAAAAUAUAAAAUAAAGGUGCUUUACAGCUAUGCCAUAGAAGAAACAUUUUUGGUUCCACAAAGAACUAUUCAGUCAAAGGUUAUUUACCAUUCCUUUCAUACGUUUUAAUAAUCCAAAGAACCCCUUUUCACUACAUAGAACCUUUUUUUUGAAACGGAAAGGUUCUUCAGAUGUUAAAGGUUCUUUGUGGAACCAUUCUAGGUUUGCCAACUAUCCCGCAUAAGCCGAGACAUCCCGUAUUUUGGGCCAAAUUGAUUUGUCCCUUAUGUGACCUCCUGUGACCCUUCAUUGUUCGACUUGUUGUUCAUGUGGCGCCACAAGAACCGAGAGGCAGAUGACAUCGAAAUCCUACGAGAGCGAUUUGAGAAAUCAUCCAGAGGAGACUGCUAUCGAAAUGCUCUCGCUGUACUUUGAUGUCAUCCGCGUGUUGGUUCCAGUACCGCUGCACAAAGUCGAACAAGCAGCAACAGCAGAAGUGCUGAUCAUGACACACGAGCACAAUCAUUAUACGGGUCUUAUAAUACGAUUUCAUAUUUUUUUGUUAUUUAGUGGUUUAUUUAGCUAUAUUAUUUAGUUACAAAGCUCAGUUACAUUUCUAAAAGAUUGCUGAUCCAGACCUGCCUAAUAAAAUGCCUCAAUCUAAAAUGACACAAGGCAUUUCCAACUAUGCUAGGACAUUCUUCAGCAUUUAAGUGUGUUUUAAUUAUUUGUUAAAGUAUUUAAUGUUGACUCUGCAAAUUACAUCUGUUAUUUUUAAUUUGUCACACGUACGAUUAAUAUCAAGGGAAUUACGUUUUCUAACCCUUAGUGCAUGAGUAACAAGUGUUUUAGUAAAGGUAAUGGUUUAAAUGAAGAAGUACCUGCUGUAUAUUAAAGGGACACUCCACUUUUUUUGAAAAUAGGACCAUUUUCCAGCUUCCCUAGAGUUAAACAUUUUAUUUUUUACUGUUUUGGAAUCCAUUCAGCCGAUCUCCGGGUCUGGCGGUACCACUUUUAGCAUAGCUUAGCAUAAUCCAUUGAAUCUGAUUAGACCAUUAGCAUCUCGCUAAAAAAUAAUCAAAGAGUUUCGAUAUUUUUCCUAUUUAAAACUUGACUCAUCUGUAGUUACAUCGCGUACUAAGACUGACAGAAACUUAAAAGUUACAAUUUUCUAGGCCUAUUACCAUAUCGGCUAGGAACUAUACUCUUAUUCUGGUGUAAUAAUCAAGGACUUUGCUGCUGUAACAUGGCUGCAGCAGGCGCAAUGAUAUUACGCAGCAGCUGAAAAUAGUCCCCUUAGUAUCUUUCAACAGCAGGGGACUAUUUUCGAGCACUACGUAAUAUCAUUGCGCGUCCUGCUGCCAUGGUACGGCAGCAAAGUCCUUGAUUAUUACGCCUAAAUAAGAGUAUAUUUCCUAGCCAUAUCACAACUUUUAAUUUUCCGUCAGUCUUAGUACACAAUGUCACUACAGAAGAGUCAAAGAGUCAAAGAGAGUGAUAAAGUUGGCAACCCUAAACCAUUUAGCCAAUAAAGGUUUUUCUAUAUGGCAUUGUGAAGCACCUUCAUUUUUAAGAGCUGAGCUACAUGAACGCUGUAAAACAUAAUUAUUUUUCCAACAAAUAAACGACUCACAAUUCAGGAUCCUGUUUGCUACUUUGAUUUAGGGCAAUUAAUUGUGAUUUUAAAAUGCAUUUGAUUCUGAAUGGUACACUACAUUGUCUUGUAUUAUCCUGAAGAUAUUUAUUUUGGGAAAAGAUCAAUUGAUUUUACAUUGUGCUGUUUAUUACAUUGCUUACCAAAUAAAUAAAUGAACAUGACAUAUUGA
Molecule: messenger RNA, 3656 nt
Organism: Misgurnus anguillicaudatus (oriental weatherfish)
Lineage: Eukaryota; Metazoa; Chordata; Actinopteri; Cypriniformes; Cobitidae
Gene: rsph1
Product: radial spoke head component 1
Biological process (GO): spermatid development; axoneme assembly
Cellular component (GO): motile cilium; nucleus
Source: RefSeq, a predicted model, not a curated record